AUGCUUCGGCCCGUGAAACCGCACGUCCACGGUUCGAAUCUGGUUGGUGGCACUGAGGAGGCGAUGAGAGACGAGCUCGAAACUGGGCCAGAAUCG
Messenger RNA from Protopolystoma xenopodis, 96 nucleotides. The record is from the annotation of a GenBank genome assembly. NCBI's taxonomy places the organism in Eukaryota, Metazoa, Platyhelminthes, Monogenea, Polystomatidea, Polystomatidae.